Molecule: messenger RNA, 1266 nt
Organism: Lithohypha guttulata
Lineage: Eukaryota; Fungi; Ascomycota; Eurotiomycetes; Chaetothyriales; Trichomeriaceae
Gene: NPT1
Product: nicotinate phosphoribosyltransferase
Exons: 2
Coding region: 1-1266 (421 amino acids)
Biological process (GO): NAD+ biosynthetic process via the salvage pathway
Cellular component (GO): cytosol
Molecular function (GO): nicotinate phosphoribosyltransferase activity
Source: RefSeq, a predicted model, not a curated record
AUGUCAGAAGACCUCUAUAAGUUGACCAUGCAGUCAGCCGUCCUCAAGUUCUUCCCAGAUGUCCAUGUCGAGUAUGCCUUCACGAACCGAACACCACAGAUGCGCUUGACCAAACAAGCCUUCGACUGGCUCCAAGAACAAGUGUCCAAGCUGGCAAACAUAGAGCUUCGAGACUCUGAGCUUGAUUUUCUGCAGCGGGAGUGCAAGUUCUUGAGUCCCGUGUACCUGCAGUAUCUGAGAAAAUUCAGAUUGCGGCCAGAAGAGCAAGUGCACCUGAGCUUUGAGAACGUCGAGGGUGAGUUCGGAGAUUUACACGUCGCUACGAAGGGGCUCUGGGUUGAGACAAUUCUAUACGAGAUACCACUGUUGGCGUUGACGAGUGAAGCGUACUUCAAGUUCGUGGAUCGGGAUUGGAAUCAUGAUGGUCAGGAAGAGCAGGCUUACCAGAAGGGUAUUCAGCUCUUCGAUGCUGGAUGUAUGGUGUCUGAGUUUGGUUCACGGCGCAGAAGAGAUCUUAAGACACAAGAUGUAGUGAUUGGGGGAUUGUGUAGAGCUUCGAAAGAGAAGGAGAGACCUGGCAAAUUGACAGGUUCGAGCAAUGUAUACUUGUCCAUGAAGCAUGGCAUACCGCCUGUCGGUACAGUUGCGCAUGAAUGGUAUAUGGGGAUUGCAUCUAUCACGAAUGACUAUGAGAACGCAAACGAGCUUGGUCUUGAUUACUGGUUGAAAUGCUUUGGUGAAGGAGUGCUAGGGAUUGCAUUGACGGACACGUUUGGUACGCCUGCGUUCUUCAAAGCGUUUAAGAAGAACAUACCCAGCGAUGCAGGCGACUCUUCGAAGACAUAUGCUCAGGUAUUCGCCGGCAUACGACAAGACUCAGGUGACCCGAAAGAGUAUGUGAAGAUGGCUGCAGAUUUCUAUGCUUCACAGGGGAUCACAGGGAAGACACUGGUAUUCUCCGACUCACUCAACACUGAGCGGUGCAAAGAGUACAAAGACAUCGCCGAGCAGCACGGCUUCAAGCCUUCCUUUGGUGUGGGUACAUUCUUCACGAAUGACUUCCACCAGUUGUCCAACCCCGACGCGAAAUCGAAGCCUUUGAAUAUUGUUAUUAAGAUCUCGAAAGCCAACGAGCGACCCUCAAUCAAGAUCUCUGACAACGUCGGCAAGAACACAGGAGACUCAGAUACUGUUUCGGAGGUGAAGCGACGACUCGGUUACACUGAGAAAGGUUGGCAGGAAGGGGACGAAUCUCGAAGAUGGUAG